Molecule: messenger RNA, 2205 nt
Organism: Tupaia belangeri chinensis (Chinese tree shrew)
Lineage: Eukaryota; Metazoa; Chordata; Mammalia; Scandentia; Tupaiidae
Product: vomeronasal type-2 receptor 116
Exons: 7
Coding region: 1-2205 (734 amino acids)
Biological process (GO): G protein-coupled receptor signaling pathway
Cellular component (GO): plasma membrane
Molecular function (GO): G protein-coupled receptor activity
Source: RefSeq, a predicted model, not a curated record
AUGCUUUCCUCUGUGCCUAGGUGGUUUUGGAAGAAUUACCAAUAUGUACUGGCAUUUCUCUUUGCCAUUGAGGAAAUCAACAAGAACCCCAAUCUGCUACCCAACAAUUCCCUGGGUUCUGACAUCUACAAUGCCCUUCCCAGUGAGCACCGGACUGUAGAGAAUGCUCUACUGUGGCUGUGUGGAGGGAAUCAGUUUUUCCCUAACUACAACUGCCAGAACCAGAAGAAAUCUAUUGCCAUUGUUGCAGGAACCACAUCGACAUUUUCAGCUCAGAUUGAAACCCUGUUGGUGCUCUACAAAAUCCCACAAGUCACAUAUGGUCCUUUUGAUCCCAUCCUAAGUGAUAAAGACCAGUUUACGUCACUCUAUCAGAUGGCCACCAUGGACAGCUCUCUGGUCUAUGGAAUCAUCACAUUAUUGCUGCAUUUUGGCUGGGCUUGGGUGGCCCUCUUUGUAUCUGAUGAUAUGAAAGGUGAACAGUUCUUACGGGAACUUAAAGCAGAAAUGGUAAAGAAAGAUAUCUGUGUGGCCUUUACAGAAAAGCCCCUUUCCAUUAUGAAGCUGUAUGGAUUAACUUUCACUAUUCUGAAUCGGAUCAGAGAUUCCUCUAAAAGGAUUAUUCCUGGCUUUGCACAAUUUAUCAACUCACUUAACCCUUACCAAUACACAGAAGACUUUUACUUUAGUAAAUUCUGGAUUAAUCUUUAUAACUGUCCAGUUGAGUGGACACAAUGUGAAAAAUCUAUAGACUGCCCUCCAAAUGUCUCCUUAGAGUUUAUAGAAGCACAUUUUAGCAUUACAUCCACAUAUGAAUCUAGCUACUUUAUCUAUAAUGCUGUGUAUGCAGUGGCCCAUGUUCUCCAUAAAAUGCUUGUGGAAAAAAUAGAAACAGGAUCUACAGGAGAUACAGACCAGCCUAUGCUUCUACCCUGGCAGCUUCACCCAUUCCUGAAGAAAAUACAAUUUACAAACAGUGCUGGUGACCAUGUAUCCUUAGAUGAACAAAGAAAGCAGAUCGCACACUAUGAUAUCAAGAACAUUGUGAAAUCUGGUUUCAGUGGGACCAUGGUUAAAGUAGGAGAGUUCUCUAGUAGUCCACAUACUGAAGGCUUGGUCAUCGAUGAAAUGAUGAUAAAAUGGCCUGCUGCAUUCAAAGAGGUUCCUCUGUCAGUGUGUAGUCAGAGGUGUGGUCCAGGAUUCAGAAAAAUUCCAAAGAAAGGAAAGCCUCCCUGCUGCUAUAGCUGUGGUUUUUGCCCAGAGACAGAGAUUUCUAAUCAGACAGAUACAGAGAGGAGAGAUACAGCUCCCCAACAGUACCCAAAUAAUGAGAGAACUCACUGCCUCUCCAAGUCUGUGACCUUCUUGGCCUUUGAGGAUGCUCUAGGAAUGGCUCUGACAUGCAUGGCUCUGUGCCUUUUUGUCCUCACAGCUGUGACUUUGGGGGUCUUUGUGAAGCACCGAGACACACCCAUAGUCAAGGCCAAUAAUCGGGCUCUCAGUUACACUCUUCUCAUUGCCCUUCACCUGUGCUUUCUCUGCUCCUUACUCUUCAUUGGUCGUCCCAACACAGCCACCUGCAUCCUCCAGCAAAUCUCAUUUGGAGUUGUGUUCACUGUGGCUGUUUCCAGCGUUUUGGCCAAAACCAUUACUGUUAUUCUGGCAUUCAGGGCUGUGAAGACUGGAAAAACAUUGAGGUGGUUGCUGCUGUCAGGGGCUCCUAACUUUGUCAUUCCCAUCUGCUCCCUCAUCCAAAUGAUUAUCUGUGGAAUCUGGCUGGGACUGUCUCCCCCUUUUCUUGACACAGACUCAGUCUCUGAGCCCAAACACCUGGUCAUGAUGUGCAACAAGGGCUCAGCCACUGCUUUCUACUUUGUCCUGGGAUACUUGGGCUCCUUGGCCCUCGGAAGCUUCACUGUGGCUUUCCUGGCCAGGAACCUACCUGACACGUUCAAUGAAGCCAAGUUCCUGACAUUCAGCAUGUUGCUGUUCUGUAGUGUCUGGGUCACCUUCCUCCCUGUCUACCACAGCACCAAGGGGAAGGUCAUGGUGGCUGUGGAAGUGUUCUCCAUCUUGGCCUCCAGUGCAGGGCUCUUAGGCUGCAUCUUUGCCCCUAAGUGCUACAUUAUUUUGAUUCAUUCUGAUAAGAACACUUUAAAAGGAUUAAAGAAUAGAAACGCUUCCAGAGGAAAUGAACAUUUUUAG